Amblyraja radiata (thorny skate) is the source of this 2508-nucleotide messenger RNA. It is a transcript of the gene mymk, whose product is annotated as myomaker, myoblast fusion factor. The coding region runs from base 176 to 835 and encodes 219 amino acids. The record is from RefSeq and is a predicted model, not a curated record. The transcript has 5 exons. Gene Ontology annotation, cellular component: membrane. NCBI's taxonomy places the organism in Eukaryota, Metazoa, Chordata, Chondrichthyes, Rajiformes, Rajidae.
UGUUAGAGUGAACUGAGUGUUGGACUUUUAAACUUUAAAGGUCCCUUGGCAGCUGAGUUAUAACAUUCAGCAAUCAACACGAUAGAGUACGUCUCAACCUAUUUGUGCUCAAGAGACAAGAAACCUUUAAUGAUGCAUACUUCUUUUUAAUUCUUGUUCCUCUGUGGAUAUUUAGAUGGGGGCUGCGAUUGCCAAACUUCUCCUUCCAACUAUCAGCAGCUUGGUCUUCCUCCCCAUCAUCACAAUUGCAGCGAAGCGGCGAUUCCACAUGGAGGCAAUGGUUUACUUCUUCACAAUGUUUUUUAUUGCGUUUUUCCAUGCUUGCGAAGGUCCUGGCCUGACAAUUUUGUGUAUCAUGCGGCAUGACGUUCUGCAGUAUUUCAGCAUUUAUGGCACUGCUCUAUCCAUGUGGGUCACUUUAUUAGCAUUGGCUGAAUUUGAGGAACCAAAAAGGUCUACCUUGGUUAUAUUUGGAGUGCUGACAAUGAGUGUGCGUAUUUAUCAAGAUCGAUGGGGCUACGGAGUCUACUCUGGACCAAUUGGAACAGCUGUCUUCAUAAUAACUGUCAAAUUUUUGAAAAAGAUGAAAGACAAAAAAGGCCUUUACCCAGAUAAGAGCAUCUACACACAACAAAUCGGCCCUGGCUUCUGCUUUGGAGCUCUUGCUUUGAUGCUCCGAUUCUUCUUUGAGGAAUGGGAUUAUAAUUACGUACACAGCUUCUACCAUUGCAGUUUGGCUGCCUCCUUUAUCUUACUUCUUCCGAAGAUUAACUCACAAGCAGGAAAUGGAGGAAAUCCAGUAAAACUAAGUUGCUGUACACUCUGCUGCGUUUGAAAAUGGUAACAAUUCUGUCUUCCAUUAUAACAUAUUUCUACAAUCCAUUCCUUUUUAAAUGACACUGUAUAUGCACUCAAUGAUACGACAUUAGAGUUCUGUAUCAUACCUCCAAACUGAUUUGAAGUGUUCAAAAUAUAUCAUGAAAUCUUACUGUUAUAUCACAUUAUCAACUAUGAGUUUGUUAUUCUAAAUGAAUGAUUGAUUGUAAAUGUGUAGAGACAUAAAAAAUAGUGAGAUAAGAAAAGCAAUAGGUGCUUUAAAAGGUGAGGUGUUACUGUGAGCAUAUAUUCCAAGACAUCCCAAAGAAGCUUUCAACAUGUUCAAUGGGUAAUUGCACCAUUUGAUAUCGCACAUAUACAAUUAAAUAAAUCCAUGUUCUUUGCCAAAUAGAAGUAAGAGUCAAGGGAAGCUGAUACAGAAUUGGUUAUUAUGCUUAAAUUAUCUAUCUAUUGAUGCACUGCUGAAAGUGUAUGUGGAUGUUAACAUUAAUACAAUUUGCUCAUUACUAUUGGAUUAAGAAGGGGAAUGAAAUAGUCUGCUAAGAGUCGCUAACUACAUAUAUUGAUAGCCACUUGGAAAAUAAACACUUUCGAUAAGCGAUGAUAAGCAGAAUUUUCUGUGCAGAAACAGGCCAUUCAGUCAAGUGAUCUAUGCAGGAUUGAUGCUCCAUAUGAGCCUUCUGCCACCAAUUAUAUCUGAUUCUAUCAGCAUUUUCUUUUCUCUCUUACUCAUUUAAUUAAUUUUAAUGUGUAUCCAUCAGGUAAAAAGGAAAUAAUAGAUGGGUUAACAGUUAAGUUCCAUUAGAUAGAACAAAUCUUAUUUAGAUUAGAAUAGAGUUGCAGGUAUAUAUCAAGACAUAACAAGGUUAAAAGUAAAACUACUGCCAACCACUUAGCGGUUUCUUAGUUUAGUUGAGAGAUACUGCAUGGAAAUCGGAGCACCUGGAGGAAACCCAUGCGGUCACAGGGAGAACAUGCAAACUCCAUACAGACAGCACCCAAGAUCAGGAUUGAAUUUGUUUUUUUUUAAAUGUUGUAAUAAGUGUUAAUAUUUCAGUCUUGUAUGCAUGGAAUUAGAGAUGUGUUAAAUUGAUACUUUUGCCUAUUUCUUGACUUUUAAAACAUGAUCCUCAAAUCAAGGAUUUAUUUGUACUCAUGAAUUAAUAUAAGAAUGUUUUAUGUCUAUGCGUGACUUAAAAUUAAUUCCAUAACUCAGGAGAUUGAAAAUAAAAGAUAAUUAGGAAAAUUACGUUUUCAUUGAGCACAUCUUUUGCACAAUCACAUCCUUCGAUGGACAUCAGAUUCGUUGUGAAGCCCCUCCAGGCUAAUUCUGUGAUGACACUCUCAUUGAUCACCAUUUGAGCACUCACUUUGGGUGGACACUCAUGCUGAGCUUGUCUUUGAGAAUAUCUGUGUCAGAUGAGCACCCACAUUGAACCUGAAGAUGGGCAUCCUUAUCAUUCAUUUCGGAACAGGUUCAUUCAAACAUCUGCCAUUAAUUUGGCAGAAAAUUAGCAAAGCACAGAGUAAAGGGCUGUAACAUCUAUUGAAGUCACUACAAUGUCAGCAGAAUGUCACAAGAGCUUGUAUGUAUUUUCUUUCAGCACAGAAUCUAACCUCUAGAAUCUGCAUUGCAAUAUUUUAUGAAUAAAUUGUUCUGUGUCAUCUUUA